UAGGGGUUGGGUGGGGGGUUUAGAACCACACACACACACAUAGAGUUAUAUAUUUAAUCUGCAUUUUUUUAACCCGCUUCUCGGACGCAUCCACCCGCCGUCUCCGGUCCACGCAAAUAGCUUAUGGAUGCACUGGUCUCGGACUUUUUUGCCUCAGAAAAUGGACACGAUUGUGACUCUCAAAGUGAAGUAAAGUCCGGGAAUGCUUGCGGAUUUGUCCCCAGAAGGGCUUCUGCGAAGAAGAAAAAGAAAUCCAAUGGUCGACACUUCAAACCGAGCUUUAAACCGAGCAAUAACGCCCCGUAUCUACCUCCGGAGGCUGAAGAGGGUAAUAUAGAGUAUAAGCUGAAGCUAGUGGAACCCACGCAAAGCCGUUUGGAGCACCUGGUCACGCAAAUGAAAUGGCGGCUCCAGGAGGGUCGCGGUGAAGCCGUCUAUCAGAUUGGGGUGGAGGACAACGGCAUGUUGGUGGGACUGUCGGAGGAUGACAUGAGGGCGUCGCUGACGACCCUCCAUAAGAUGGCGGAGAAAGUUGGGGCAGACAUGACCAUCCUUCGACACUCUGAGGUGGACUACGAUGCCGAUCAGCCUCAUACCAUCGCUGAAGUCUUGAUUCGGAAGGUCCCUGAUGACCAACAGUUUCUGGACCUGCGAGUCGCCGUUCUCGGUAAUGUGGACUCGGGCAAGUCGACUCUGCUGGGUGUUUUGACGCAAGGCGAGCUGGAUAACGGGCGGGGGAGAGCGAGACUCAACCUCUUCCGACAUCUCCACGAGAUCCAGAGCGGGCGGACGUCGAGCAUCAGCUUUGAGAUCUUGGGAUUCAAUAGUAAAGGAGAGGUGGUGAACUACAGCGAGUCUCGAACAGCAGAGGAAAUCUGUGAGAGCGCCUCAAAGAUGAUCACGUUCAUGGACCUGGCGGGUCACCACAAAUACCUAAAGACCACCAUCUUUGGCCUCACCAGCUACUGUCCUGACUUUGCCAUGCUUGUUGUCAGCGCAAAUACUGGCAUUGUCGGCACGACGUGGGAGCACCUGGGCUUCGCCCUGGCCCUGAAGGUGCCCAUCUUCAUCGUCAUCAGCAAAGUGGACCUGUGCGCGCGGUGCAUCGUGGAGCGCACCGUGCGUCAGCUGGAGCGCGUUCUGAAGCAGCCGGGCUGCAACAAGGUGCCCAUGUUGAUCGCCAACACGGACGACGCCGUGGCGGCAGCGCAGCAGUUUGCCCAGUCGCCCAAUAUCACGCCCGUCUUCACCGUGUCCAGCGUGUCCGGAGAGAACCUGGACCUCCUCAAGGUCUUCUUCAACAUCAUCCCUCCUCUCAGCAACAGCAAGGAGCAGGAGGAGCUCAUGCAGCAGCUGACCGAGUUUCAGGUGGAUGAGAUCUACACGGUGCCAGAAGUGGGGACGGUAGUGGGCGGUACUUUGUACAGUGGAAUUUGCCGGGAGGGAGACCAUCUCGUCGUCGGGCCCACAGACUCGGGCCGCUUCCACAAGCUGACCGUCGGGAGCAUCCAAAGAAACCGCUCCGCUUGCAGGGUGCUGCGGGCGGGCCAGGCUGCCACGCUGGCGCUCGGCGAAUUCGACCGGACGUUGCUAAGAAAGGGGAUGGUGAUGGUGAGUCCGGAGAUGGAUCCCACCAUCUGCUGGAUAUUCGAAGCAGAGAUAGUGCUGCUCUUCCACUCUAAGACCUUCCACAAGGGCUUCCAGGUGACCGUGCACACCGGCAACGUGCGACAGACAGCGACCGUGGAAGCCAUCUAUGGCAAGGAGGAGCUGAGGACGGGGGAGAAGGCCGUGGUGCAGUUCAAGUUCAUCAAGCACCCGGAGUACCUGAAGGUGGGCGCCAAGGUGCUCUUCAGGGAGGGGGUGACCAAAGGGAUCGGCCACGUCACCAAGCUGGAGCCCAUCGCUCAGUACCCCCCAGGCCCUUGAGAAGGAACCGUCCCAUUCAUAUAUUUAUUUUUUUAUUUCUGGACAAGCCUCCACCCAAAGGCCAGUCUGCAUUUCAAUACCUGUCAACCUCCGAAGCUUUCACUGUGUCGCCUCACGCACUUUUCAAAGAAAGUUGUCUUCAAGCCGGAACACAAAGGUCUUGUGCUCUUCGCCUUGUGGACCUUUUUGUCCGUCAGAAGCUCGUUUUACGUCCACAAAGCGUGCCUCGCCGCCACAACGCCGUUAUUGUAACGAUUAUUUUCAGCCUUUUGGAUACACCAGCUAAAUGCAGCUUUAGCAGAAACUGUUGGAAUUCGGAGCCAUGACCUUUGAAAGGUACUCACUGCGGGCUCUUUUUCAAGUUACUGAUGUCACACACAAACACACGGUGCCUGAUGGAAGUGCCUUCCAACACAACAACAAUGCAGUAAAACAACUCUUAAAGCUGGUGCUACCUUUUUAAGCCAUCCUCUGGACCAGGCCUGGGCAAUUAUUUUCACUCGGGGGGCCAAAUUUAGAGAAAAAAAUGUGUCUAGGGGCCGGUAUAUCUAUUUUUAGGAACACUAAUACAAAACCUCACAAUAAUGUCUGAUUGAAUGCUAAAAACGUUAUGACAGACCGCCUUAAAAAACGUUAUGGAAUUUUACAUUUUUCUAUGAACGAUAAAACACUGAAUAUUGAACAUAUGAACGUCCACGG
Nerophis lumbriciformis (worm pipefish) is the source of this 2628-nucleotide messenger RNA. RefSeq names its product GTP binding protein 2a (gene gtpbp2a). Gene Ontology annotation, molecular function: GTP binding; GTPase activity; translation elongation factor activity. Lineage: Eukaryota; Metazoa; Chordata; Actinopteri; Syngnathiformes; Syngnathidae. Gene Ontology annotation, biological process: translational elongation. The record is from RefSeq and is a predicted model, not a curated record.